Messenger RNA from Drosophila subobscura, 406 nucleotides. RefSeq names its product serine palmitoyltransferase small subunit A. Bases 63 to 317 code for a protein of 84 amino acids. NCBI's taxonomy places the organism in Eukaryota, Metazoa, Arthropoda, Insecta, Diptera, Drosophilidae. The transcript is spliced from 2 exons. The record is from RefSeq and is a predicted model, not a curated record.
CAGCCCACUUGCAUUUUAAUUCGUGGUUUGGCAUUGGACUUUAGUCAUUCGUAAUUCAAAAAAUGUUCAACCUUAAGCAACUAGCCACUCAGCUGUAUCGCCAGUAUGCACUGAUCACAUGCAUUAACAUGCUAGAGCCUUGGGAGAGGAAGCUAAUCAAUGGUUUCUUCCUGGUCAUGCUGGCACUGGUGUUCUUCUCCAGCUAUUGGUAUCUGCCCAACUAUCUGCAGAACCUACUUCAGGUUCUCACACCGCCCGCUUGGUCUGGUCAGACGGAAAAUGUCGCCUAUGUGGCACAGAAAAUGGGCACAAGCUGAGCUUCCACCCAACUGCAGCCGUAAACAACAAUAACCAACUAAACAUUAAUACUCUACCAAUUGAAAAGACAACUAGAAUGUAAAGAAAA